Molecule: messenger RNA, 246 nt
Organism: Linum trigynum
Lineage: Eukaryota; Viridiplantae; Streptophyta; Magnoliopsida; Malpighiales; Linaceae
Source: the annotation of a GenBank genome assembly
AUGGCCACGUUAAAGACCACGUCAACAAAUGCCAAGGAGCUGUCAAAGGGUCAAGGUGGGCAGCAACAUGGCCAUGUCCGAGACCACGUCAAUAUCAACACACCCUACAACAUGGCCACGUUUACGGCCACAUCAACAAAAGUCAAGGAGAUAUCAAAGGGUCAACGUGGGCAGCAACAUGGCCAUGUCCGAGACCAUGCCAACAUCAACACACUUACAAACCACUUCAGGCCAAUACACCCAUGA